Lingula anatina is the source of this 2013-nucleotide messenger RNA. Its product is annotated as organic cation transporter protein-like. The record is from RefSeq and is a predicted model, not a curated record. NCBI's taxonomy places the organism in Eukaryota, Metazoa, Brachiopoda, Lingulata, Lingulida, Lingulidae. Gene Ontology annotation, molecular function: transmembrane transporter activity. Gene Ontology annotation, cellular component: membrane. Gene Ontology annotation, biological process: transmembrane transport.
AGCUGAAAAAUUAAAAACCAUAUGUUCCGUAUGAGUUUCAUGUACGAACUCUAUUACACCGUUCUUAAACUAUUUAAUAAAAUUGCAUCGGGAAUAAACAACGGACACCAACCUAUGAGCUUAUUUAACUUCCUUCAAUUUAUCUUAUAUGCGUGAAUGACAUCGGACGUACAACAACCAGUGUCAAGUAUUUCGUCGCAGCUGAAACGUUGACACACAGACAAACGGCUAGUGAUGGAAUUUGAUGAUGUGGUCCGACGCGUUGGAGAAUUUGGCAGGAUUCAGCUUCGAACGACAAUAUUUAGUGGUCUAGUGACAAUGUCGACAGCCAUGCAAAUGAUGGUAACAGUCUUUAUGCAGCAAUUACCGACGUAUAGGUGCGCCAUUCCAGACCUGGCAAAUGACACCUUUGGAAUCCAGGGUACAUGGCACCAACAUCUUAUCAACCAAACCAUUCCUGUAGACGAGAAUGGGGAGUAUGAGGGAUGUCUGUGGCGUAGUGGAAAUGAUUCCGGGAAUGGUAGUGUGUUGCCGUGCAAGGACUGGGUUUAUGAUACAUCUGUAUUCCCGAGAACGUUUCCUACAGAAUUUGGACUAUUUUGUGACAGUUCCUUGCUAAUAAAUAUGGUAAACGUGGUCUAUCUAGCAGGAGUGGCCGUGGGGGCCAUUGUCGGUGGUUUAGCAGCAGACUAUAUUGGCCGCAAGUGGGUAUCUUUCAUCGCCUGUUUGAUACAUGGCGUCGGAGGAUUGGGAGCCGCUUUCUCACCUAACUACGGAGCUUAUGUUGCAUUCCGUUUCUUCGUGGGCAGCUGUCACGGCAUUCUUAACAACUCGGUUGUGGUUCUGAGCAUGGAAUUUGUAUCACCAAGAAGACGCUUGGUAUCCGUGUGCACAUUAGCUAUGUCCUGGGGUAUAGGCAUGGUGCUUACAACUCCUGUGGCUUACCUUAUACGAGACUGGAAAUAUCUACAGUUGGCUGUGGCCUUACCACCAUUCUUAUACCUAGGCUUCUGGUGGGUAAUCCCGGAGUCACCUCGUUGGCUGUUAUCUAGGGGUAGAUACGCAGAAGCUGAGGACAUAGUGAAAUGGGCGGCAAGAGUAAAUAAAAAGGCGAUUCCAGAAGUCGACCAGCUAUUCAAUGAACAUUCUUUGCAAAUAACCCCCUCUUUAAGUCCUCUUAAAAUUUUUCACGCACCAAGACUUAUGGCGAGGACAGCAGUGAUGAUUUUCGGCUGGAUUACAGUCGCAAUUUCGUGGUAUGGUCUUACACUAAAUCAGGGUUCCCUAGAUGGAGAUAUCUUCAUCAAUGCUCUUGUCCUGUCUGUAAUCGACCUCAUAGCCUACGCGUCGAUGUUCAUCAUCAACAAAUUUGGAAGAAGAAAAACAUACUGUGCUGGCAUGAUGAUCUCUGCUUUGUCCAUGUUGACUACAAUACCUGUUCAUUUCUUUGCAGACAGAGAGAGUCCUUCUACCAGAACCGCCUUUACAGCUCUGUACACUAUAGGGAAACUGGGCGUCAGCGGUAACUUCUCCCUUCUUUUCAUGUGGAAUGGGGAGUUCUAUCCAACAGCCUUACGGAAUUUUGGAUUAGGUUUAGGGUGUACAUUUGGCCGUGUUGCGGCAAUUGUAUCACCAGUUGUUAUGGACCUAUUAGGAGAACAUCCAGUUCUUGGUAACACUGUUCCUCUGAUAUUGUUUGGCUGCAUGGCAUUGUUCUGUGCUUUGAGUGGUAUAUAUCUCCCUGAAACCGCCCACAAACACCUGCCAGAGACCUUGGAAGAUGCUCAAAACUUUGGAGUAAAACGGAGAAAAAGUGGCAUCAACCAAGACUCAAAUGAGAAUGCCCCAUCGACAUUUGAAAUGGUUUCUUAAGUGCAACGACUAUAAUUUCAUGGAUGUGGACUGAUUUUUGUAGCAGUUUGGUAUCUUUGUGUCAGCUGAUCCUGGCACAUUGUUGGCUUAUGUAUUAUGAUAUUUUAUAAAUGUCACACUGAUGAAUGGAAGCACGUUAAA